UUACGUUCUUGUUGCGAGUUUCCAGUAAAACUUAGUUCAGCAGGGGAGUCAUUGUACCUCCAACCGUCCUCCUCGGAAACACCUGCAGGGGUGGGAUUGUUCAGCAGUCCUUCUAACGUUUCCUCAGCAGCUACUCUUUCACGCCUCCCAUUCUUCUGCCUCUUCAGGUGCACAUAAACACCUGACCGUCUCUUGUUCUGCCGGAGAUCCACGGCGAUGGCUUCUAUGGGGUUGCAGAUGGCCGGCUUCGCCCUGGCCCUGUUCGGCUGGAUCGGGGUGCUCGUCGUGUGCGCCACACCCAUGUGGCGUGUCACCGCCUUCAUCGGCAGCAACAUCGUGACUUCUCAGACCGUGUGGGAGGGCAUCUGGAUGAGCUGCGUGGUCCAGAGCACGGGGCAGAUGCAGUGUAAGGUGUACGACUCCACCUUGGCUCUGACCACAGACCUCCAGGGGGCCCGAGCUCUGGUGGUGGUUUCCAUCAUCAUCGGCAUCACAGGACUCCUCGUUGCUUUUGUUGGAGGGAAGUGCACCAACUUCAUCCCAGAGGAGGGGGCCAAGGCGAGGGCGUCUGUGGCGGCUGGAGCCAUGCUGAUGGUCGGCGGGAUUCUCUGCCUCGUUCCCGUUUGCUGGACCGCCAGCAUCAUCAUACGGGACUUCUACAACCCUCUGGUCGCAGAAGCACAGAAAAGAGAGAUGGGGGCCUCCCUUUACGUGGGCUGGGGCGCAUCAACGUUGCUGCUCAUUGGCGGGGGUCUUCUGUGUGCCAGCUGCCCCCCCAAAGAGGAAGCCGCUCCCUCUGUGAACUAUCUCCUCAACAGACCUGCAGAAAGAAGCAAAGCAGACUCGUACGGAUCCGACACGCCGACCAAGACGUACAUCUGAACCCGAGUGUGAAGUUCAAGAAGAAUGGGACUCAAACCCGCAGCGAAGGAAAUCUGCACUUUGAAUGAAUCCUUUUACUGUUCAGACCUUAAAUCUGAUCUUCAUCCCAUCUGUGUUUGAAUGUUUGUAAGUUUCAGCCGACUAAAGAUUAAAGCAUCUUUUAUUGUCCGUUAAGAAACUUGUCAGCUUUUGAAAAUCGCAGCUGAGGUGUUUUAAUCCAGCCAGAACCGGUUUAUCGGACUACCAGGAAUCUAAGGCGGUGUCUCGGGAGAUCACAGCCCCGCCGGCCCGUGGGAGUCCGGCAGAGAACAACCUGUUCCUCAGAGAUCCUCUCAGCAGUUUGAAAAAUGAAACGGGAAUUUAUUUGUUCACUUGAUGUCAAACUUUCUGCUCAGGAUCCAGAAGAAAAAACACCGUUUCUGCUUUAAAGGCUGAGUUUUGAAAUGAGAACACUUUUAGUUCCCAACCUGCCUGAUAGGAGUUUUUAUCAGGAAGGAAGAUUCAAAUCAACACUGGAACAAAAUAUUUUCAUUCAGUCAAAAAUUAAAAAUAUUCCAAUAAAAAAAACCGGGAAAAUAAAUCAGUUUGUCAGAGAAAUCCCACCGACGGGACCUUUUAUUCGUCUCUGUAGACACGUUACAUUCGUGGAAAUCCUAUUUUAAAUCAAACUCAGAAACGUAAGCAGCACAGGCAUGCAGCGAUGAGUCCUGUUCAACCCUCGAUGUCUACACACAGAAAGGAAAGCUAUGAGUAU
Molecule: messenger RNA, 1636 nt
Organism: Nothobranchius furzeri (turquoise killifish)
Lineage: Eukaryota; Metazoa; Chordata; Actinopteri; Cyprinodontiformes; Nothobranchiidae
Product: claudin-4
Biological process (GO): bicellular tight junction assembly; cell adhesion
Cellular component (GO): plasma membrane; bicellular tight junction
Molecular function (GO): structural molecule activity
Source: RefSeq, a predicted model, not a curated record